Nanorana parkeri is the source of this 1853-nucleotide messenger RNA. It is a transcript of the gene IRX5, whose product is annotated as iroquois homeobox 5. The record is from RefSeq and is a predicted model, not a curated record. NCBI's taxonomy places the organism in Eukaryota, Metazoa, Chordata, Amphibia, Anura, Dicroglossidae. Gene Ontology annotation, cellular component: nucleus. Gene Ontology annotation, biological process: neuron differentiation; cell development; regulation of transcription by RNA polymerase II. The transcript has 3 exons. Gene Ontology annotation, molecular function: DNA-binding transcription factor activity, RNA polymerase II-specific; RNA polymerase II cis-regulatory region sequence-specific DNA binding. The coding region runs from base 95 to 1552 and encodes 485 amino acids.
UUCAGUUUACUUCCCUCCAAGCAACCCUUAGCAGAAGUGGCCCCCCAAUUUUUUUUCCUGUACUGUGCGUGUCUCCAAAGAUAAGAGUGUAUGCAUGUGUCUGGCCAUGUCCUAUCCUCAGGGCUAUUUCUAUCAACCAUCUGCUUCUUUGGCGUUGUACUCUUGCCCUGCUUACAACACUAGUAUCAUCUCUGGACCCCGGACUGAUGAGUUGGGAAGGUCUUCUUCUGGUUCUGCUUUCUCACCUUAUGCUGGAUCCACGGCUUUCACAGCUAGCUCAGCUGGCUUUAACUCUCCUCUCCAGUAUAGCGGGGACCCCACUGCUGCUUUUACAUCUUAUGUGGGCUCUCCGUAUGAUCAUGGAACAAGCAUGGCCGGUUCUUUAGGGUACCAUCCUUACGCUUCCCCCUUGGGAUCUUAUCCUUAUGGUGAUCCAGCAUACAGGAAGAAUGCCACCAGGGAUGCCACCGCCACUUUAAAGGCCUGGCUGAAUGAACAUAGGAAGAACCCUUAUCCCACCAAGGGAGAAAAGAUUAUGCUGGCCAUCAUUACCAAGAUGACGCUCACCCAAGUGUCCACCUGGUUUGCCAAUGCCAGAAGGAGGCUUAAAAAGGAGAACAAGAUGACUUGGACGCCCAGAAACAGAAGUGAAGAUGAAGAGGACGAGGAAAACAUUGAUCUGGAGAAAAAUGACGAAGAAGAGCCUCUAAAACCAGACGAGAAAGGGGAGCUGGAUGUAGACACAGGAAAGCAGAGUCCGGCCAUGGACAAUUACGAUCGUUUGGAACAUGAAAAUCUUCAGGAGAAGGAUUUGGUCUCAAUCAGGAGUGAUUCCGAGUUAAAAGAAACUGAAGAGACCAGUGAUAAUCUCUCUAAAGGCUCUGCUCCAACUUCUCCACCUAUUUGCCAGUCUGGCCAGGCCCAGGAAGAACAGACUGUACAUAAUCGCCAUAUUCACCAUCAUCAUCACCACCACCCUCAUCAGGCAACCCAGCACCCUCAGCACCAGCACCAUCAGCAGCCCCGCCCAAUAGACCUUGUGCAUAGGCGCACCCCACUUCAUCAUGGCAUGGUUAUCAGCAAUGCCGCAUCAGUUAUACACUCGCCUCCUGCGUCUGCUUCCAAACCCAAAUUGUGGUCCUUGGCAGAGAUUGCAACCUCCUCGGACAAGUCUAAAGAAAACAGUGACAUCACAGCUGGAACACGGUCAACUACAGUCCAGUCCAUGCUUGGCGGUUUGUCCCCCCUUUCCAAAUCCCCUGCAGCAACGUGUCACCUCCCUAAUAACACUGUGUUAUCCCGGCCCCUUUACUACAGCACCCCAUUUUACCCCGGCUACACGAACUAUGGCUCUUUUGGUCAUUUGCACAGCCACCAUGGACCAAAUACAACUGCUUCAGACAACAACAAUGCACAUUUCAAUGGAUUAACCCAGACUGUGUUAAACAGAGCUGAAGGUAUGGUCAAAGAGUGUAAACUUAGAAGUCAGUCUCAAGCAGACCUUAGCAAAGACGCUGCUUACGAAAUAAAGAAAGGUAUGUCCAGCCUUUAAUUCUGGAUUCUUCUGCCAGUGUUGGGACUUACUUUAAUUUAUUUAAACAUAAUAUGCCUUGACCGUUUACCAGUUCGCCAUCAAGAAAGUUUAAUCAUUCAAAACAUUCUAAAACCUAAAGGCUACUGCGGAAUUAACUCUUGCUGGUCUCAGUAUGUCUUAAACCAGUUUCAAGGAGAUUCAUAAUUUGUAUCAAUAUGAGCCUGUAUAUUUAAUGUAGCAUUUUGUAUUUAAAUGAAUCAUCACUAUCUUUGAAGUAAAUUAUGGAAUUAAAUCCGAUGUACAAUGAUUUAUGCUGUUU